This is a messenger RNA of Artibeus jamaicensis (Jamaican fruit-eating bat), 604 nucleotides long. RefSeq names its product C-X-C motif chemokine ligand 9 (gene CXCL9). Gene Ontology annotation, cellular component: extracellular region. Bases 59 to 403 code for a protein of 114 amino acids. NCBI's taxonomy places the organism in Eukaryota, Metazoa, Chordata, Mammalia, Chiroptera, Phyllostomidae. Gene Ontology annotation, biological process: antimicrobial humoral immune response mediated by antimicrobial peptide; inflammatory response; chemokine-mediated signaling pathway. The transcript is spliced from 4 exons. Gene Ontology annotation, molecular function: CXCR chemokine receptor binding; chemokine activity. The record is from RefSeq and is a predicted model, not a curated record.
AUUUCUCAGGCUUGAAAUCCAAUAGAGGACUGACUCAGUAGAACUUCCUUCUACCACUAUGAAGAAAAGUGGUGUUCUUCUGUUUUUAGGCAUCACUUUCCUGAUUCUGAUUGGAGUUCAAGGGUCUCCAGUGAUGAGGAACAGACGCUGUUCCUGCAUCACCACAGAAAGAGGGAUGAUCCACUUCAAAGCCUUAAAGGACCUUCAGCAGUUUCCCCCAGGCCCUUCUUGUGAUAACACUGAAAUCAUUGCUACAAUGAAGAAUGGGAAUCAAACAUGUUUAAAUCCAAAUUCAAGAAAUGUGAAAAAAUUGAUUAAAGAGUGGGAGAAACAGGCCAUCCGAAAGAAAAAGCCAAAGAAAGUGAAAAACAUCAAAAAAAGCAGGAAAUUCCAAAAAAGUUAAAAGAUCUCAGUGUCCUCAAAAGAAGACUACAUGAGCAACCACUUUACCAACAAGCAUUUUGUGUUAAAAAGGUUCUUUUUCAUUAUACUGAAAUAAUUCCAAUAGGGGAUGGCCCCUUAAUCCAUAAACUUGCUUAUCUGACUGAAAUUUUUAAAGCAUCACUAUAAAAUUGUAAUUAAAGCUAGGAAGUGGCUUUUAAAA